This is a messenger RNA of Phialemonium atrogriseum, 1437 nucleotides long. RefSeq names its product glycosyl transferase family 90-domain-containing protein. The transcript has 3 exons. NCBI's taxonomy places the organism in Eukaryota, Fungi, Ascomycota, Sordariomycetes, Cephalothecales, Cephalothecaceae. The coding region runs from base 1 to 1437 and encodes 478 amino acids. The record is from RefSeq and is a predicted model, not a curated record.
AUGAAAGCCAGGCAGAGCCGACGUCUGAAGCAGGCAACCCUUGUCCUGGGGGGCUGUCUAGCACUAUACUGCCUCCUUUUUGUUUCCAGCAGCACCAUCGACGAUGAAGCUCCGGGUUCGGGCAGCACUCGGUCGACGUCGAGACCUGCUUCCUCGAAGCUGCUGACCCCCGACCUGCUCGCCAACCUGUCCCUGAGCGAGGAGCAGUGCAACGCUGCCUUCCCGGGACUCACAAAGGAGAUUGACGACGCCGUCGCCGAGGGCCCCUUCAAAGUGAAGCAGACUGGGGAUCUGGGUCCUCUGCAGGGCAGGAUAAAGGAUGGAAAACUCUCCAUCAUCAAUACACAACGGAAGGUAGACCUAUCGAGGGAGAUGGCCAAUUCCCGCAGCGCCGCUAUGCACCAGCUCCACCGCGCCCUCAUCACCUCGCCGUCGCCCCUGCCCGACACCAUCUUCUCGCUCAACUUCCAAGACCAGCCGUUCGGCACGGCAUGGACGUACAGCCGACCCGCCGACCCAACCUUCCGCAGCAAAGACCCCGACGUGCGCAACUUCCUGAUGCCGCACUUCUCCUUCUGGGCCUGGCCCCUCCCCUUCAUCGGGUCCAUGGACCGUGCCGCGCGCGCCAUCGCCGCAAUCGAGUCCAGCCUGCCCUUCGCGCGCAAGAUCCCAAAGGCCGUGUGGCGCGGCACCACGUGGUUCAACAGCGUGCAGAACCCGCGCCUGCGGCAGAACCUGAUCGUGGCCUCGAGGGGCAGGCCGUGGGCCGACAUCGAGGCCCUCGAGUGGACCACGGCCGAGAAGGGCAGACCCGGCGCAGCCGGCGCCGCCGGCGGCGGCAACUCGCGCAACGCCUCCAACGCGCUGCCCAUCGAGGAUUUCUGCCGCUACAAGUACGUCGUGCACACCGACGGCAUCGCGUACAGCGGCCGCUUCCAGUUCCUGCAGAUGUGCGCCAGCGUCGUCAUCACGCCGCCCAUCCUGUGGAUGCAGCACACCACCCACCUGGUCCGGCCCGUGUUUUCGAGCGACCUGGCCGGAACGGGCGGCGGCGCUAGCGCGGACUCGCGCGCCAAGGCGGCCGGGGCGCCCGGAACCGGAGCCGGCGCCGGGUGGGUGGAGUCGGAGCGGAUCCGCAACUCUUGGCCAGUGCGGUACCGCCCCGAGGAGGCGAACAUCGUCUUUGUCGCGCCGGACUGGUCUGACCUGGAGGCGACGGUGACGUGGCUCGAGGACCACCCGGACGUGGCCGAGGGGAUCGCCAGGAGGCAGCGCGAGAUGUUCGUCGGCGGCGGGUACUUCAGCCCCGCAGCUGAGGCGUGCUAUUGGAGGGCUCUGGUGCGUGGUUGGGCUGAGGUUGCGCGGACGGAGGGAAUGGGCUGGGAGGAUCUGGAGGGUGUUACGUUUGAGACGUUCAGUCUGACAGGAGGUGAUUGA